AUGGAGUUGAAUAACAUUGAGUGUGUGACAUCCUCAGAUGGCAUGGAUGAAGAUGAGAUCCAUCCGCAUCAUCACUCUGAGUUUUCUUCCACAAAGCAUAGAAAUGCUGCUGCAAAUAUCAAUAAUAUUUUGGGUCCUAAUGCCAUUGCUCCUAUAACCAGCGUUCAUGAAUUGCUUGAAUGUCCUGUUUGUACUAAUUCUAUGUACCCUCCAAUUCAUCAGUGUCACAAUGGUCACACACUGUGUUCGACAUGCAAAACACGGGUGCAUAACCGAUGUCCAACAUGUAGACAAGAGCUUGGAGAUAUUAGGUGUCUGGCAUUGGAGAAGGUGGCGGAAUCACUCGAGUUACCGUGCAAGUACUACAACCUCGGAUGUCCUGAAAUCUUUCCAUACUACAGCAAGCUUAAGCAUGAGACAGUCUGUAAUUUUAGACCAUAUACUUGUCCUUAUGCUGGAUCCGAGUGUUCCACUGUUGGCGAUAUUAACUUCCUCGUUGCUCAUUUGAGGGAUGAUCAUAAGGUUGACAUGCACACCGGAUGCACAUUCAACCAUCGUUAUGUGAAGUCGAAUCCUCGUGAAGUAGAGAAUGCAACCUGGAUGCUCACAGUAUUUCAUUGCUUUGGCCAAUAUUUCUGCCUUCAUUUCGAAGCUUUUCAGCUUGGCAUGGCUCCUGUUUACAUGGCAUUCCUUCGAUUCAUGGGCGAUGAGAAUGAAGCUCGGAACUACAGUUAUAGCCUGGAAGUUGGUGCCAAUGGCAGGAAACUAAUUUGGGAGGGUACACCGCGAAGUGUUCGGGAUAGCCACCGAAAAGUCAGGGAUAGCCACGAUGGUCUCAUAAUUCAAAGAAAUAUGGCACUGUUUUUCUCAGGUGGGGAUAGAAAGGAGCUGAAACUUAGAGUGACAGGAAGAAUAUGGAAGGAACAGAAUCAAGAUGCUGCAGUGUGCAUACCAAAUCUAUGUAGCUGA
Lathyrus sativus (Indian pea) is the source of this 969-nucleotide messenger RNA. The record is from the annotation of a GenBank genome assembly. NCBI's taxonomy places the organism in Eukaryota, Viridiplantae, Streptophyta, Magnoliopsida, Fabales, Fabaceae.